Messenger RNA from Syzygium oleosum, 3564 nucleotides. Its product is annotated as disease resistance protein RUN1-like. NCBI's taxonomy places the organism in Eukaryota, Viridiplantae, Streptophyta, Magnoliopsida, Myrtales, Myrtaceae. The record is from RefSeq and is a predicted model, not a curated record. The transcript has 5 exons. Gene Ontology annotation, molecular function: ADP binding. Gene Ontology annotation, biological process: signal transduction; defense response. Bases 1 to 3564 code for a protein of 1187 amino acids.
AUGGAGAGGAGUGCAAAAAAACAAUGCAUCCGUCAAAAAGAUGGAAUAGCACGAGGUGCUUCUGGUGUUCACACUUCAACAGAAAGUCACGGAAUGGAUAAUUCAUCAGGAUUUGACUAUGAAGUAUUCUUGAGCUUUAAAGGACCAGAUACUCGAGCAACUUUUACCGACCAUCUUUACACCAGUCUUAAAGAUGCAGGAAUCCGCACAUUUAAGGACGACGAAGAUCUCCGCGAAGGGGAAGAGUUUGCACCAGAACUUCUCCACGCAAUUAAGCAGUCGAAGAUCUUAGUACCUAUAUUUUCGAAAGAUUAUGCCACUAGUGUGUGGUGUCUCAAGGAGGUAGUCCAAAUGGUCGAGUGCAAGAAAACUGGGGGACAAAAGAUCAUCCCUAUUUUUUAUGAUGUGGUGCCUGCAGAGGUUCGGUACCAAACAGGGAAUUAUAAAAACGCCUUUCUUUUACAUGAAAGCAAGAACCGAUAUGCCCAAAAGACUAUCGGAGAGUGGAAGGCUGCUCUCAGUGCAGUUGGGGAAAUAAACGGAUGCGACCUGCAAAGCAAGCCCAUCAGGCGAGAAAGUGAGUUCGUGAAAACAUUCACACAUACGGUUUUCAAUGAGUUGAAAAAGGCUUCUCUGGUAGUAUCAAAUUACUUGGUCGGUAUCGACCACCAUGUGGAUAAAAUCAUGGAUUUGAUAGGUGCUUGGACAAGUGAAACACGGAUUAUAGGAAUCCAUGGGAUGGGUGGCAUCGGAAAGACAACUAUUGCCAAAAUCAUCUACAAUCAGCUUUCAAAAAAGUUCAAUAAUUGUUGCUUUCUUUCCAACAUCAGUGAAAUGUCAAAAACCAAGGGCAUUGAAUGCUUGCAGAAUCAGCUCAUCUCUGACAUCCUCAAAACGGAGUGGAAAAACAUAAGAAACUGUGAUGAAGGGACUCAGACAAUUAGAAACAAGUUGUCUCAUAAAAAAAUCCUCCUCCUUCUCGAUGAUGUGGAAGAAAAGGAUCAUAUAGAUGCACUUGUAGGUAAGCGUGAUUGGUUUGGUGAAGGGAGCAAAAUAAUUAUUACUACUAGAAAGAAAGAUGUUCUCCGUGUUCUGGAAGUGGACCAGAGGUAUGAGCUUACGGGCAUGGAUCGUGAUAAAUCUCUUCAACUUUUUAGCAAACAUGCCUUCAGAAGAGAUUCUCCUUUAGAAGAGUAUAUCAACCAAUCCAACAGGGCGAUAGACAUUGCUGGAGGUCUUCCCCUAGCUCUUGAGGUCAUAGGUUCACUAUUAUCCAGCACAAAUAAGGAAAUGUGGGAUACCAAAUUGAAGAUGCUUGAAAGUGUUCCUCAAGAUAAAGUCGGUAGUAAGCUGAAAAUAAGUUAUAAUGCACUAAAUUAUCGGCAGAAGCAUAUAUUCCUCGAUAUAGCUUGUCUUUUCAUUGGAUAUGACAAAGACAUUGUAGUUCAUUUCUGGGAUGCAUCUGAACUUUUUUCGGAAGUAGCCUUGGAAGGUUUGCAGAACAUGUCUUUGAUAAAGAUUGAAAAGGACAAUAAAGUGUGGAUGCAUGACCAACUUAGAAAUCUCGGAAGAGAAAUAGUUCGUGAAGAAAGUAAGAUGAAAAUAGAGAAGACAAGUAGGGUGUGGAAUCCUAAGGAAGCAUUGGAUUUGCUGAGGACACAUAAGGGAGAAAAAGAAGUUGAAGCUCUUCGUCUCAAGUUUGACAAUCAGCACAAUUUUUCCUAUAAGGACUUUGAGAGCCUGUCAAAUCUAAAGUUCCUUGAAGUUGACGGUUUGAAGGAAAAUUUUCGUGCAGAAAAGGCGCUUCUUUGGCACACAUGGCUAUCAAAUCUUCUUCCAACUAAUGUUUCCCAGAAGAAUUCAAAUCUCCUUCCCCAAUUACGGGGGCUUUCUUGGCAUGAUAUUCCCCCAAUAUUUAAGAUUACAAAUUUCUUCAUGGAGCAUGUGGUUAUUCUUGAUCUAUCUCAGAGUAAAAUUACACAUGAUUGGAAGGGGUGGAACCAUAUGAAGGUGAUGAAGAGUUUGAAAGUUCUGGAUUUGUCCAAUUGCAAUUGCUUGAAGAGAACUCCCAGCUUCUCUGCUCAUUCAAAUUUAGAGCGUUUGAUUCUACGGGGCUGUGAAUCAUUAACUGAAAUUGGUGGGUCGAUUUGUCAUUUGAAAAGCUUAGUUUCCUUUGAUGCAAGCAAAUGUGAGAAUCUUCGGAAGCUGCCAGAUGAGCUGGGUAAAGAUCUUGCAAGCCUUAAAUACCUCUCUCUGAAAUGGUGCAAAUCGUUGGAGAGGCUUCCGAAUUCAAUUAGGAAUUUGAAAUCGCUGAUUGAGUUGGAUAUAACCUGCACAGCAAUCAAAGAACUACCCGAUUCCAUUGGAGAUUUGAAAAAGUUGAAAGUAGUGAAGAUGAGGCAUAGUAGCAUAAGCAAAAUACCCGAAGCCUUUUGGACGAUUGAGAAGCUCGAAGAAAUAGAAGCCUUCAAAUUAUAUGGUAAUUUCCAUAUGGAAAUUGGCAAGUGCAUCUACAAUAAUAAAUCCCUGAGGAUCUUGAGAGUGAAGCGGGCUGAUAUAUACACACUACCGAGGCUUCCUGAAAGUCUUAUCAAAUUACGAUUGUCUAUGUUGUACAUGGACACAUUUCCAGAUCUCUCAAACCUCAUUAAUUUAAAGAAAUUGAAUUUGGAAUUUGGCCUACUUGAUGAUGAUGGGCUUGUGGAUGAUUCAAUACCACGGUGGAUUGCGAACUUAAGCAAACUAGAGUCUUUGAAACUGGACUCUCAUUAUGUGACCACCGUAUCCAAAAACCUUAGCCUCCUUCCUCAACUCAAGGCACUUCGCCUUCGGUGCACUAAUGUGCCUUGCCCCCAGAGGCUUCCCUCAAGUUUAUUGGACGAUCACAAGUCACUUUGCUCGAUGGAUCUAUCAAAUUUGAAGAAACUAUCAUCCCUCGAGAUUUCGGAUGCUCAAAUUGCAAAGAUUCAAGGCCUUGGUUGUUUGGAGAACCUACGAGAUUUGGAGCUUCAUCGCCUUAGACAGGUGGAGAUACUACCUGAUCUAAGCAAUUUAAACAAACUAAGACGUCUUGAAGUAGAAGAUUUAAGAAGUUGUCCUAAUCUGGUUGAGAUUCAAGGUGCACUGCCACAAUCUUUGGAAAUAUUGGAGAUUUCUUCCUGUGAAUCUUUACAGAAGUUGCCUGAUCUGUCCAACUUGAAGGAACUGCGACAGGUUGACAUAGAAGGUUGCACGAAAUUAAAUGGGGAGACCAUUCUAGGCUCUGCUCGGAGAAGUCAGGCGAAUUUGUGGGAGAAUCUACUAUAUUUGCGGAUUUGUGGCCUUGGACAGAUGGAGAUACUACCCGAUCUAAGUAAUUUAAGCAAACUAAGAUGUCUUCAAGUAGAAAAUUGUGGUAAUCUGGUUGAGAUUCAAGGUAAUCUACCACAAUCUUUGAAAGAGUUGAAUAUUUAUUCCUGUGAUUCUUUACAAAAGUGGCCUGAUCUGUCAAGUGUGAAGGUGAAGAGACUGCGAAAGGAUAAAACAAAUUGUUUAGAGAAAUUAAAUGUAGACGCAAUCUCUUGA